Molecule: messenger RNA, 1971 nt
Organism: Ostreococcus lucimarinus CCE9901
Lineage: Eukaryota; Viridiplantae; Chlorophyta; Mamiellophyceae; Mamiellales; Bathycoccaceae
Exons: 1
Biological process (GO): peptide metabolic process; proteolysis
Molecular function (GO): metalloendopeptidase activity
Source: RefSeq, a predicted model, not a curated record
UGGACGGAGCAUCGCGCGCGAUCGACGGCGACGGCGAGCGCUCAGGGGUUAUACGAUCUUCAAGGUUUGCGCGCGCCCGAAGAUUUCGAUCGCUUGGCGCGAGAGACGAUAUCGAAGUGCGAGGCGAUGGCGCGCGCGCUCAAGGCGGCGGCGCCGAGCGCGGCGAGCGUCGGGGCGUUGGAUGAGAUAUCUGAUGAGGUCUGUCGAGUCGUGGACGUCGCGGAGGUGUGUCGUCACACGCAUCCUUCGCGCGAAUACGUCAUCGCGGCGGAGAAGGCGUACGUGCGACUACAAGAUUACGUUGCAAGCUUGAACGCCGACGGCGACUUGUACGAGGCGUUGCGGAGCGCGCGAGAGAGGGACGCAAAGAAUUUGAGCGACGAGGGCGCGCGCGUGGCGCUUACUUUGCAAGAAGAUUUUGAACGCGGAGGUAUUCAUCUCGACCCGGCGAGGCGACGGGAUUUCGACGGGAGCUUGUCGCGAAGUCUUGAGCUCGGGAUGGAGUUUCAACGGAAUUUGUUGCGCCCAGAGUUAGCGAGCAGAGUAUCGCUCGACAAGAGCACGCUGAGUUCGCUCCCGAAGACAGUGCGAGACCAGUUUCGAAGUAAUGAUGGUAAGCUAUGGACGGGGUUGGUAGAUUCAUCGAACUCGUCGUUGAUGUUGAGACACCUGAGGGAUUCAAACGCGCGCCGAGACGUCUUCAUAGCGGCGAACACUGGACCCGAGCCAAACAAAGACGUUUUGGCCAACCUCAUAUCUUCUCGUGCUGGUGUCGCGCAUUCUCUAGGAUUCGAAACAUAUGCCAAAUAUGCCACCGCACCGUUGCUUGCUCGAUCACCCGACGCCGUUCGCGAGUUCUUGUUGAGUCUAUCGGAUGUCCUUCGGCAGAGCGCAAAGGACGAGUACGCCGUCAUUGAAAAGUAUAAUCACGGCAAACACAUAUCGGUGUGGGACAAAACUUACGCGAUGGCACAAGCGCGUGGACACGAGUGCGAAUUCAAUUCGGCCGCGAUUGCGGAGUAUUUCCCUUUGGAAGGCGUCAUCGUCGGCAUCGGCGAGCUUCUUGCGAGAGUUCUCGGUUUACGCAUCGAACUGCAGGAGUUGGCACCUGGCGAAGGAUGGACGAAUGACCUGAAGAAACUAGUGGUGAAGACUCGUGAUGGAGACAUGCGAGGGACGAUUUAUUUGGACUUGCUCCCGAGGCCGGGAAAGUUUAAUCACGCCGCACACUUUGUCAUUCGGUGUAGCCGCAUGGUGUCGCCCACAGAACGGCAGCACCCAUCGGUCGCUCUCGUGUGUAACUUCCCUCCCGUAUCGGGCAAAGGGCGAUCUUUGUUAAGUCACGGAGAAGUGGAAACGUUUUUACACGAGUUUGGUCACGCCAUGCACUCUGUGCUUUCGGAUACAGAAUUCCAACAUUUGUCUGGAACUCGAGCGCCAAUGGACAUCGUUGAGGUUCCGAGUCAUUUAUUCGAGCACUUUGCGUGGGAUCCAAGUGCUUUGAAGCUUCUUGGAAAACACUACAUGACGCACGAGCCCAUACCUGACGCCAUGAUUUCCGCGUUGCGCAAGUCGAGGAAUAUAUUUCGUUCGAUUGAGUCGCAACAACAGGUUGUCUUCGCGUUGACCGAUCUCGAGCUUCACAACCAAACAUCCGAACUAUCGUCAAAAUCGAUCGCUGAUCUCGCUGCAACGAUUCAAAACGAGCACAGUAUGUUCAAACCUGUGUCCGGUACGAAUUGGGAGCUUAGAUUUGGUCACUUUGUCGGCUACGGAGCGACAUAUUACUCGUACCUGUACGCCGAUGUCCUGGCCGAUGACAUUUGGAAGCGUUACUUUGAGGGCGACAGCCUCGCGGCGGGCGCGGCGGAGAGUCUUCGUGACAAAUUAUUGCGACACGGGGGAUCGAGAGAUCCAGAAAAAGUGAUUAGAGAUUUGCUAGGAAAGGAUUCGUUGAUAGAAGUUAAUGGA